GGUGCUGUAGUCCUUGUGCCGCCUGCCUGCCCGGGCUCGAUGGGGAGCGGGACUCCCAGUCCCAUCGCUCCCGCUGGAGCCGCCGCACAGGCUCAGAGACCGUGUGCUCCGAGGGGCCACUACAUUGUCUAUUGUAUGUUUUUCUUCCCCCCUCCCCCGCCCCGCCUUGGCAUUUUGUACAUUUCACGGGAGGUUUAAAUCGAGAGUGAAAAGCAUGACAGACGAGCAAGAAAUUAUGUGCAAACUCGAGAGCAUCAAGGAAAUCAGGAAUAAGACUUUGCAGAUGGAAAAAAUAAAGGCACGGCUGAAAGCAGAAUUUGAAGCCCUGGAGUCUGAGGAGAGGCACCUGAAGGAAUACAAGCAGGAGAUGGACCUGCUGCUGCAGGAGAAGAUGGCCCACGUGGAGGAGCUGCGCCUGAUCCACGCGGACAUUAACGUGAUGGAGAACACUAUCAAGCAGUCUGAGAACGAUCUCAACAAGCUCUUGGAAUCGACUCGUCGCCUGCAUGAGGAGUACAAACCCCUGAAGGAGCACGUGGACGCUCUGCGGAUGACUCUGGGGUUGCAGAGGCUGCCAGAUCUGUGUGAGGAGGAAGAGAAACUGUCCCUUGACUACUUUGAGAAGCAGAAAGCGGAAUGGCAGACAGAGCCACAGGAGCCGCCCAUCCCCGAGUCGCUGGCUGCAGCUGCAGCUGCUGCCCAACAGCUGCAGGUGGCCAGGAAACAGGACACCAGACAGACUGCAACCUUCAGACAACAGCCGCCGCCCAUGAAGGCAUGUUUAUCGUGUCAUCAACAAAUUCAUCGGAACGCACCCAUAUGUCCACUCUGCAAAGCAAAGAGCCGAUCCCGGAACCCCAAAAAGCCCAAGAGGAAACAGGACGAGUGACAGGCGGCAGACUGACGAGCGAGCGCGUCACCUGUUCCAGUCCUCUUGCAGCAGGACUGCAAACGUGGCCACACUUUCUGAAGUACAGACUCAAGUACGACCAACCCAUUGUUUCCUAUUUAACGCAAUGUAAGCACAAUGUUCCUGUUCUGUCUUGAUUUCCUUCCAGUCCUCAGGAUUUGAUUUUAGGAAAGUAAGUAUUACUGGUGCUACAGUUUAACACUUCAAUCAUUCCAUCUUUCGGACUCCUAAACAAGGUAGAAUUCUUAAGCCAGGCUAUUCCUAUUGGCUGAAUGUGAUUACCACAAAUGCUUUCACGUUCUCUUUUCAAAGACAGAUGUUACUAAAAGACUAUGCUGUUUUCUCCUGAUAAUAGGAGACUACCUGAAGCGGUGAAAUAGCAGACUCUCUGUUUCACUAAAGAACCAUUCAUUUUCUAAGCUAGUAAGAUUUCACAGGUUUGGGUAUCCAGCAGAACUCUUCUUAUACAGGAAUAGUUCAGAGGAAAAAAGAGAAAUUGUUUAUACAGGAAAUCAGUGCAUCAAGGACACAAGUGAGCUUUGGGUUACUGGAGUUCGACUGUACCAUUCCCUCAAACUUGACUUAAAAUUUGGAAGGGGGAUCAAGUUGCUGGCUGUCUAUGGAUUUCUAAAAAUGAUGUAAUUUGUGAUGCUUUAACAUCCAAAUAUGCUAUUUUCAGCAGUCAGAAGACUGAUUGACUGAAAUACAAGGCUCAAAUGAACUGUAUUAGUGCUCUUUUUAGGCUCUGGCCAACCAGCUCACUGUGAUUCCCUAGGAAACACGCAUGAAAUAUCGCAAAUCUCUAUGCGCACAGACUGCAACAACAGCCAUUCUGCAUGUCUUCCUGGUUUCCACAGCCCAGGUCUCCCUUGGCAGGUGUUUCCUCCACCGGAGCGCAGGGAAGCUCAGGAACAUGCACCAGCAACAGCGUCAUCUAAAAAUGAUGACUUUCCCCAGAACUGCCUGGCUUUUGUGUUAUCAUCCACCCUGAAACAAAACUUCCUAUUUUUGUAUCAUUUUCAAGUAGACUUUAUUUCAGCCCAGGGUUUGUUUUUGUUUGGUUUUUUUUGCUUGUUUGGGUUUUGUUGUUGUUGUUUUGGUUUUGUUGUUUUUUGGUUUUUUUUUUCUUUUCCUUGCUCUGUAUGUGUGCCAAAAGAACCCUGACUAAAGGAUCCUAUAGACCUCUCCCCGUAUCCAUGUCUUCCCUUUGUUUCACCUCAUGUAACAGCAGUUCCUGCAAUGGGGAGGAUGGCAGUGACACAACAACAGAACCGGGGUUUAAAACUCACUUAUUUCUAAUCCCAGUCUUGUUACCACCUCUGAUGUCUAAAUUGAUCUUGAGUAUUAAGUAUUUUUCUCACUAACUCCAGGAGGCAAGGACUGCCUGUUUAUAUCCUUCUCUCUUUAGCCCAGGUUUUCCUCUGCUAUAGUAUGCUGGAGUGUUUAUAUGGAGAACUUGUUAAAUAGGAAGAGCAAGGAAGCCCCAACUUUGUCAGAACUUUGCUGGGGACCUUACAAAUCCAUAUAAACUGAUUUUGCUGGCCAAAUCAUUUAUGUUGCCAUUAAUUUCCCAACUCUGCCAUAAAGUACAUGAGUAUUCUAUUGCAUAUAGCCCUAUAAUUUUGACCAAGUUCAGUUGGUAUUCUCCCAUUUUAAUGUUUCGUAGCCAAACACACACCUGUCAACAGCAGAGACAGAAUGUGGACCACGUGCCCCUGAAAGUGUAUGAAGAACAGAUUCUGCUGGCUGAAUUACCGGGAUUCGGUCUCUGUGAGAUAACAAUAACGGAGGAUGGUCUGACCCCAUGCUGCACAUGGCAGUGCUAUGCUAACUCUGUUGUUAAGCAUGUUUCCCAACACAAAUACUGGAUUCUGCUUUUAAAUGUGAGAGCAGCCGCAUGCUCUGUGUGUGCCCCGUUCCGAGCAAUUCCUACUGAGUUCACAGGAAAAUGCACAUAGAGUUAAAGGACAGUAUAUGGACUCCCCAGAGUGCAUGCAUGAGAGCAGCACACGUUGAUGACAGUUGUACGUAAAUUUAAGAAGCAGUGACAGCGCAGAAUGGGUGAAUGGUCUGCAAUGAAGUAGUGCGAAUAGAAGGUUAGAUGCGUAGAAACUUUGACUUACAGUUCUGAAAUAGAUAGGGUUAGUCAUAGCUACUCUUACUUCACUGUUACUUUGCCACAUUCUUUCUUUCUUGAAGAUUUCUAGAGCUCUAAACUGAAAUAUGCUUAAGGAUUCACCAUUUACUAAAUAAGCGUGGCAGUUUUGUAUUUUUACUUUUUUAAACUAGUCUCUUGUGCCCUUGUGUUUAACAAGGUUUUUGGUUUUUUUAAAAAAAGCAAAACGUGAAUAUGACAUAUUGUGUUUGUAUCAAUCAUGUACUAGCAUUUACAAAUCUGUUUUCACAUCCUUUACAAAGUUCUGCCAUAUGAGUAGCAGGCAUUGCUGAGAAUGAGUUUAACUGAAUAUGGCCAACACGUCCUCCGGCAGACAAAGCCUCGUCCAGGAGCGGAUCAAGCGCAGUGAGCCAGUCACUGCAGGUGAUCAUCCCACGAGCACUGGGUGCAGUUUCGGGUGCACCCAACUAUUAGAAUGUGUCCAGAGGAGAGUGACCAAGAUGGUGAAAGGCCUCAAGGGCGAGAGGAGUGGCUGAGGUCAGUUGGCGUGUUCAGCUUGGAGAAGAGAAGGCUGAGGGGUGACCCCAUGGCUGAGGGGUGGCCCCAUCGGGUCCUCCUGGCGGGGCGGGCAGCGGGGGGAAGGCGCUGAGCUCCUCUCGCUGGUGACCAGGGGUAGGACAUGAGGAAUGGAAUGAAGCUGUUCAGGGGAGGGUCUGGUUGGACGUUAGGAAAAAGUUCUUCACUGAGAGGGUGGCCAGCCGCUUGAGCAGGCUCCCAGGGAAGUGGUCACAGCACCAAGCCUGCCCGAGUUUGGGGAGCGUCUGGAUGAUGUUCUUAGUGUUACGGUUUAGUGUUAGGUAGUCCUCUGAGGUGCAGGGAGUUGGACUUGAUGAUCCUUAUUGGUCCCUUCCAACUUGACAUACUAUGUGAUUCUGUGAUUCUACUUCAAGGAGACAGAAUUCGUGUUAUGUAUUAAGGGAUCCUGGGGGCAUGGAAGCAGUACCUUUCAUAGGGAACCAGUAUUCUCCUUUUCUCUCACAGAUUAACUAAGGAAGUUUAACUGAAGAGCUCUUCUUGCAAAAGCCCUGGACCCUUUUCUCCCAGGCACCUUUCUCAAGAGACUAGAGGGGUAAUUAUGAAAUAUUGAUUUAUUGUUUUUUAGUCAGAAGCAGAAACUGUGGCAACUACAGUUCUUGCCACAAGUCUACUGCAUUUUUGCUCCAUGGAGUAACAAUAGCCUCUUCCUUUGAGCCUAAGGUUCUUUGAGGAUAUUUCUUCCCUUGGCUUAAAUGCAUUCUUAUUUGCGUUAAAUUCUCGUAAUAGUCGCAAAGACACCCUUCUCAAAGCUCACAAGAUUUUUAUAUUACCAAAGUCUGGUUUAACCCUAGCAUUGUCAUUCCCUUUUCAAUGGGUAUUAAAGCAACAACAAAAUCACUGGAUCGUUUUGUUACAGAUGGUUCCUGGGGUCUUUUCCUGGUUCCUCACUCGCCUCAAGGGAUAGUCCUGUUGUUCUGCAACCAAGUGGCAACAAAAAUCACAAGCCUGUCCCCCUGCCCCUUAUCUUAAGCUCAUGCUAAAAGGAUACAAAGACUCUCCUGUGUCUAAAGGCUUCGCUAUCAAAAUUUUUGUACCCAAGCUGGGGUAGAUCAGUUGUUUCAACUUUACUGCCAAGGACCCUAUUAACAACAGAGAAAAUCUACACUAAAUUUUAAUACUUGCACUUCCUGAAUUCAGCUUUGGCUUUCUGAACAGGACACUGACUGAACCUGCCAGUGACUUCCAGUUACAGAAUCUAAUUUUGAAAGAAUAGCCAUUAAUGUGUUACUCGAAAUAGCAGACUUUUCAAGACAUUAACUUUACUGGCACUUUAAAUAACUGAAAGUGCUUUCCUUUGUUUUACGGUUUCCUAAUUCUUCCAACAUAGGUUUCCAUUUUAGCAUUUAGGUAUUUUAGCAGUAUCUGACAUUUUCACUGGCUCUGUGUUUUAAAUAUUUUACCCCUGUGCCCAGUUGAAGUAAGAGCGUGCUGCCCGUUUAAUUUGCCUGUACAACCCUUUUUAAUAAAUGGUUGUUUCAUGUCUUGCA
Messenger RNA from Columba livia (rock pigeon), 5110 nucleotides. RefSeq names its product zinc finger C4H2-type containing (gene ZC4H2). Gene Ontology annotation, cellular component: nucleus. The record is from RefSeq and is a predicted model, not a curated record. Bases 215 to 889 code for a protein of 224 amino acids. The transcript has 5 exons. NCBI's taxonomy places the organism in Eukaryota, Metazoa, Chordata, Aves, Columbiformes, Columbidae. Gene Ontology annotation, biological process: positive regulation of neuron differentiation.